ACAGCACUUCCAUUGCCAACAUAACUUUAAAAUACUUAUUUUAAGUAGCAUUUACAGUGUAUUCUCAAAAGUAGAAUGCUUACAGCUAAAUUUGUUUUCGUUUUGCCCUAGUGCAUAGAAUUUGAAUAAAUAAAAGGCUUUUCAAUGGCGAACUUGAAAACAACUCCAUUAUGGCUGCUUUUAUUGCUUCAAGUGAUUAUUGUUCGUGGCGAACGUACGCGGGAUACAAUGUAUCAACCAAUUUUGGGCGCCAGUUGCUUUCGCCGAUUAAACGGCACACAUCAGACUGGAUGCUCAUCGACUCAUUCCGGAUCUGUCGGCGUUUUGCACUUGAUCAAUUACGAUGCUGACCUAGACUUUUUGCUUGGGAAUCCCCCUUCACCGCCAUACGCGCCGAUGAUCCCGCCACAUCUAUUCACUAGGAGCAACUUGUUGCGUCUAAAAGAGGCCGGACCAAAAAUUAUUUCAGCUGUACUGCUGAUAAACAAAUCGGAGAAGAUGCAGCAGUUCUCACAUGAGCUUUCUUGCCCAAAUAAGUACAGUGGAAUAGGAAGGGGCGGCAAUAGCAGCGAGACCUGUGAUGAAAGCAAUACUGCUCUCACUUGGAAUCCUUGGGGUACAGGACUACUGCACGAGGACUUUCCGUUCCCCAUCUACUAUAUAGCCGACUUCGAUGAAAUACUCAAGUUAGAGAACUGCUUUACCAAGUUCAAUAGUGUUAACUUCGACUCGCAAGCAUUGCGCAGCUUAUGCGCUGUCGAAGUGAAGGCAUUCAUGUCGGCAGCUGUUAACUCGGAAGUUUGCAUGCGUCGUACCAAUUUCAUCAACAAUCUGGGGGGUAGUAAAUACUGUGAUCCUUUGGAAGGUCGAAAUGUUUAUGCUACAUUGUAUCCCCGAAAUUCGUCUGAAUUUAUUGACGAAACUAAAUUGCGUAAGUCGAAUCCCGCCGAGAAGUUCAUAAUUAUUUCAUGUCGCUUAGACACCACAAGCAUGUUUGAUGGAGUGGGUGUGGGAGCCAUGGAUUCGCUCACAGGCCUGGCGACGUUGACAAUCGUGGCGCAUAUGUUGCGACAGCUGCUGCCGGAUCAGAACACUUUACCAGAUCCCCAUCGAAAUGUUCUUUUUGUGGCAUUCAAUGGUGAAUCCUAUGAUUUCAUUGGAUCUCAGAGAUUUGUCUACGAUAUGGAGAAUCUGAAUUUCCCCCGCCGUUCGGCACAAAGCACCCCAAUUUCAUUUGAGAAUAUCGAGUUUAUGCUAGACAUUGGCACUUUAGACGACAUUCGCAACAUUAGGCUGCACACACUUCACAAAUCUUCGACGGUGGCCCAAAAAUUACUACAGCAGCUUAAUCGUUAUGCAAAGUCUUCUCUCUAUGAUUUUCAAUUGAACAUCGGAUCUAAUGCUGGCUAUAACAUGCCACCAACGUCAGCACAGUCAUUUCUUCGUCGAGAUGACAAUUUCCCGGCUUUUAUAUUAAAUGCAUUACCUAGCAAUAAGUACUAUCACUCGAUAUAUGAUGAUCGAGAUAAUGUUGGGUUUAUGUAUGCGAAUACCAGCCAAGAUUAUACAGCUUUGACUGAUGUCAGCGACUUUAAGAACUUCAAUGCUAAUUCUCUUCAAAUGAAAAUUCGAAAUGUGUCUUCAAUAGUGGCUAUGGUUCUUUAUGAGACUUUAACUGGUCGACAGUAUGAAUACAAAGAUGUGGCCAAUCCUGUGUUAUCCGAUGAGUUUUUCUACUGUUUCCUUCAGUCUUCCGACUGCCCGUUGUUUAAAGCUUCUUCGAAUCCGGAUAGUCCCCCUGGUCUACCACUGCCCCCCAUGCGGUACAUAAGCGUUUUGGGAGGCUCGCAAGAAUCAUCAGGCUGGACAUAUCGCAUGCUGGGCUAUUUGUUAUCGCAGCCGCAACCACAAGUGCUAAAAGAGAAUUGCACCCAGUUGCCUCUAUUUUAUUAUUCUGGCUUGAAUGGUACUGGGGAAUGCCGUCUCACCACACAGAACUACACUCAUGCUUUAAGUCCGGCAUUUCUUAUAAAUAAUUAUAAUUGGAGCUCAGGCCAAUACUCUACAUGGACUGAAUCAACGUGGUCACAAUUUAGCGCUCGUAUUUUUUUACGACCUUCCAAGAUGCAUGAAAUCACCAUUUUAAGUAUUGGUAUUGUGGUAUUCAUCAUAUCGUUCUGUUUGAUAUAUAUCAUCAGCUCACGGUGGGAAGUACUUUUUGAUGAUGUACCUGCUAGCAAUGCAGCAUUUCCGCCUCCAACGAAUUGUUAGUGCAAAAUUAUUGCUUGCAUGGACGCAAAUAAAAAUUGAAAGAAAACCAGGAUGAAUUAACAGAGAAGACACUAAAAAGAUCUUUUAACGUUUAAAGUUAAAGCGUAGGAUAUAAAUAAUUAUUUUAAUGUAUGUAUUUUUGUAUUUUAAACACAUAAGAAUAGCAUAUUACUUGUAUUAUAACAUCGUCAGUUUUUAAUUGUACUAAU
Molecule: messenger RNA, 2480 nt
Organism: Drosophila nasuta
Lineage: Eukaryota; Metazoa; Arthropoda; Insecta; Diptera; Drosophilidae
Gene: Nct
Product: Nicastrin
Biological process (GO): Notch receptor processing; protein processing
Cellular component (GO): plasma membrane
Source: RefSeq, a predicted model, not a curated record